Molecule: messenger RNA, 2538 nt
Organism: Daldinia caldariorum
Lineage: Eukaryota; Fungi; Ascomycota; Sordariomycetes; Xylariales; Hypoxylaceae
Product: MFS general substrate transporter
Exons: 3
Coding region: 349-1950 (533 amino acids)
Biological process (GO): transmembrane transport
Cellular component (GO): membrane
Molecular function (GO): transmembrane transporter activity
Source: RefSeq, a predicted model, not a curated record
UUAUCUUUUCCCAUCUGACAUAACGAACCUCCCGCAUAUAUGCGAAGUUGAUGUCUCCCUGAAUACCGGGCAAUCGAAAGCUUCGCGAUAUUCUCUUUCGCAUAUUACAAGUCAGCUGAGCUGGCUGGCGAGGGGACUGGGAGGUUCGACGGACACGCGGGGCGUAUGUACAACGAAAUCCGGUUAGCCAAAUAAACGAAGGAAGAAUUGUCCGACGAAAAGGGAUUCGUUCAUUCAAUUAAAAGCAAAGGUCAUCCCAAACCCAGCUCAGCUUAGCCUUAAAAGCAAGUCACGCCGAAGGCGCCGCAGGACGGGUACAAAACGCAGGGAAGAGAAGGGGACUGCACGAUGUCUCGCACCAGCAAUAGCCCCAAGACAUCGUCCUCAGACGCGGCUGGUACCACGACGACGCCCAUCGGAUUCGACAACGAUGAAGCUAAUCGGAGGGCCCGCGACGAGUACGCUCUUAAUCCCAUCGGCACCGACUCCUCCGGCAAGUCCUCCCGCAUCAAGCCCGGUCACCUACGCCUGGGCUCAAACUCGACGGACGGCGAAGGCGACGACGAAGCUGUUGCUGCGGGUCAGCCGCGCGACACGGAUACCUCUUCGGUCGGGAUCGAGAAUGACAAUAGCGUCACGUACAAAGUUUACAAGCGCCGGUGGAUCGGCCUCGUACAGCUAACCCUGCUCAAUAUCAUCGUCAGUUGGGAUUGGCUGACCUUUUCUCCCGUCUCCCAAGAUGCGGCCAUUUAUUACAGCACUACCGAGUCCGCCAUCAACUGGUUAUCGACAGCCUUCCUGUUCUCUUUCUGCGUCAUCUCCCCUGUAACCAUCUACUGCCUGCACUGGGGUCCAAGGCCGUCUAUUCUCGCGGCGGCGGCGCUAAUCCUCAUUGGCAACUGGAUCCGCUUCGCCGGAUCUUACUCCCGCGAUGGAGGGAGGUACGGUGUCGUUAUGUUUGGCCAGAUUCUGACAGGGUUAGCCCAGCCGUUCGUACUUAGUGCCCCCACAAGGUACUCCGAUAUGUGGUUCACGGAUAGAGGCCGUGUUGGUGCCACCGCUCUGGCUAGUUUGGCAAAUCCGUUCGGCGCCGCUCUCGGGCAGCUCAUCGUGCCGUUCAUGGUUACCGGACCGGGAGAUAUUUCCAAUGCCGUGCUUUACGUCGCUAUCAUCUCUUCCGUAGCCACAGUCCCAUCCAUCUUCAUCCCGGCAAAGCCUCCCACCCCUCCGGGCCCGUGGUGCUCCACGCCCAAGGCCUCCCUCCGAUCAUCUGCGCAGCUCCUAAAGUCCCCCGAGAUCUGGCAGGUCCUGAUCCCGUACGCUAUCUACGUGGGGUUCUUCAACAGCAUCUCGACGCUGCUCAACCAGAUCAUGAUGCCGUACGGGUUCUCGUCGGACGACGCGGGCAUCGCGGGCGCCUUGCUCAUCGUUGUCGGGCUCGUCGCCGCCGCCGUGUCCAGCCCCAUCCUCGACCGCACCAAGGCCUUCCUCCUCGCCAUCAAGGUCGCCGUUCCGCUCAUCGCCCUGUCCUACCUCGCCUUCGUCUGGAUGCCCGGCACCCGCAGCCUCGCCGGCCCCUACGUCGUGCUCUCCGUCCUCGGCGCGUCCAGCUUCUCCCUCCUGCCCGUCGCCCUCGAGUUCCUGUGCGAGCUCGGACACCCCAUGAGCCCCGAGGUCACGUCCACGAUCGCCUGGGCCGGCGGCCAGCUGCUCGGCGGUCUGUUUAUUAUCAUCAGCGACGCCCUCAAGGCUGGACCCGAGGCCGAUCCGCCGUUCCACAUGUCCAACGCGCUCGUCUUCACGGCUGUUAUCUCUUUGGUCUCGGUGAUUCCGGUCUUGGCCCUGGGCAUGUUCGGGCGCAAAGAUAAGUUGGCUAUUAGGCGCAUGGGCAGCGGGAGUAGCGGGAGCAGCAGUAGCACCCAAACUCCUCCGAACGGGAGUCCGGCGUGAUAUGGGAACGAUGGUGAAGGGUUUUUAUGAAGGGAUGGGAUACACGGGUGGAUAGGUGGUAGGGUAGCUAAGUGGAAUAGGUCGGCUUUAUGACUGGUUGGCACGUUUAUGUGAAUCUAGGAAAGGGGCGGAUGGGCGGAUAAUGGACAAGGAAGAGAAACGACAAGGCUCGGAUGAGAUUCUAUUCUGUUCAUAUUAUCUUAUUCAUGUACCUUUAGGUAGGUACAUGGGAUUUUGUCUUUGUCUGCCCAAGCUUCAGCCUGAGCCUCGGCACACUAACAUAGGUUAGAUGCUUCAUGUUCCCAGGCUGUUUCACCAGGCGAGCCAGUCGGUCGGUUAAUCAGUCAGUUGGGGGUUUCGUUUAUUCGCAGGGAGCGAUGAAUGAACACGGGAACGAGAGAGACGGGGGCGAUGCCCUAUGUUUUUUUCAGGUUUUUUUUGUUGGUUUAUUAUUUAUUACUGCUGCUGCUGCUGCUAACUUACUAGUAGCAGUAGUAGUACUAGUCGUAUGUCAUUAUUACCUAACUUUAUGUAACUAUACCCAUCCGUAGUGCGAAUUUGCUCUCGCUCAUUCAGAUAUUGGAGUUA